CACGUUCGCGCUGGCUACUCCGGAGAUGCAGACGAGAUGCAGCGAUCCGACGUUGGGCGAGAACUCGGCGCGAUCUGAGCACGGCACAGUACUCGUUGCCGGGCCCACGCAGACAGGCCGUCGGCGCGCUAAUGUUCGAGACGGGCCGCUGAAAACACGCACCGUUGGACCGAGAGAUCGAACAACAACCCGCUAGGACCAUCGAAAAUGGCGUGUUUUUAGUCAACUGAAUUUGCACCAUGAAGGCGGCCGCGUGCAUGGCAGCUCUGGCACUGCAGUUUGGCCUGCAGCCGCUACUGAACCGUGCUUUCGCUGGCCAAGUCGCCAGCCGCACGAUGCUUGUCGUCGUCGGAGAAGGCGCCAAGCUCCUACUUGCCACCACCACGCUUGUGGUCAAGGCCCGGACGACGCCAGACCUCGUGCGCCACUGGACACUGCGUGACAGCCUUCGCCUCUCGGGGCUACCCGCUGUGACGUACGCGAUUCAGAACGUGCUUAUCCAGCUCGCGAUGCAACACCUCUCGCCACUCGAGUUCAACUUGAUCAACCAGACCAAGCUGCUCUGGACGGCGCUUUUCGUCUAUCUCUUUCUCCACAAGCCCUUCUCCCUCCAGCAAUGCGGUGCCAUGGGCAUGCUGCUGCUGGCGUCCGUCCUCCUAUCGGCGCCUUCUGCUGCCAGCGAUGCUAACGUCGAGGCCAUAACGAUUUCAUCCACGCGCUUCUACUACGGCUACGUCCCUGUCGUCGGCGCCUCCGUCUUGUCGGGCGUCGGUGCUGCGCUCACGCAGCUUUCGCUGCAAACGCAUGGUCGCGAUGCGUCGCUGGUGACGAUUGAGCUCUGUGUCUUCGGCGCUGUCUUCCUGCUCGCCAACCUUGCCGCCGCUCCCGGCGCCACCUUGGACUUCGGCGGCUGGACGUCAUGGACGCUCAUCCCCGUGUUUACCAACGCGCUUGGCGGGCUGCUCGUCGGCACGGUGACGCAGCUGGCGGGCGGGAUCAUGAAGUCGUACGCACUCAUCGGCGGUAUCCUCCUCACGGCGGUCGCCGAGGCGCUGCUUGACACGGACGCCCCGGUGCUUUCGCUGCGCAUGGGCAUUGCGACGGCGCUCGUUGUAUCGAGUAUGGUCAUCUACAGCAAGUACCCAUACGUGACCAAGGCCAAGCAAGCCUAGCGCUGCCUGCAAAGGUUCAUUUCAUAGACGCCCGUAAUCCGACCAAUCGAUGUGUGUAUUUUACAGCAUGAACGAGUCGGCCGCGACGACUAGCGUCUCAGAAGAAACUUUGACUUGGUUCAACGGCGCUCCCUGGGUCUGGGCCGUCGUCAACGAUUCUUGGCCAGUUC
Saprolegnia diclina VS20 is the source of this 1342-nucleotide messenger RNA. RefSeq lists its product as hypothetical. The record is from RefSeq and is a predicted model, not a curated record. Gene Ontology annotation, biological process: pyrimidine nucleotide-sugar transmembrane transport. The transcript has 3 exons. Gene Ontology annotation, cellular component: Golgi membrane. Bases 240 to 1172 code for a protein of 310 amino acids. Lineage: Eukaryota; Oomycota; Saprolegniomycetes; Saprolegniales; Saprolegniaceae. Gene Ontology annotation, molecular function: pyrimidine nucleotide-sugar transmembrane transporter activity.